AUGGGGCCACUGAGUUGUGGGUGUGAAGGAAGUCAGAAGGUGGUGGAGAAGCAGGUCACAUGUGCAAAUUUAACCAAUGGUGGAAAAUCAGAACUUCUAAAAACAGGCAGUUCUAAAUCCACGCUAAAGCACAUAUGGACAGAGAGUAGCAAAGAUUUAUCCAUCAGCCGGCUGCUAUCACAGACUUUUCGUGGCAAAGAGAAUGAUACGGAUUUGAGCCUGCGAUAUGAUGCCCCAGAAACAUAUUCUGAGCAAGAUCUCUGGGACUGGCUGAGGAACUCCACGGACCUUCAAGAGCCUCGACCCAGAGCAAAGAGACGGCCCAUUGUCAAGACUGGGAAGUUUAAGAAAAUGUUUGGCUGGGGCGAUUUUCAUUCCAACAUCAAGACAGUCAAGUUAAAUCUGUUGAUAACUGGGAAAAUAGUGGAUCAUGGUAAUGGGACAUUUAGCGUUUACUUCAGGCAUAAUUCCACUGGCCAAGGGAAUGUAUCUGUCAGUUUGGUGCCCCCGACGAAAAUUGUGGAGUUUGACUUGGCACAACAAACAGUGAUUGAUGCCAAAGAUUCCAAGUCCUUUAACUGCCGCAUUGAGUAUGAGAAGGUUGACAAAGCCACUAAGAACACGCUCUGCAACUACGACCCUUCAAAAACAUGUUAUCAGGAGCAGACCCAAAGCCACGUCUCCUGGCUCUGCUCCAAGCCGUUUAAAGUCAUCUGUAUUUACAUUUCCUUUUAUAGCACAGAUUAUAAACUAGUACAGAAGGUGUGUCCUGAUUACAACUACCACAGCGACACGCCUUACUUCCCUUCAGGUUGA
Rhineura floridana is the source of this 816-nucleotide messenger RNA. It is a transcript of the gene NXPH1, whose product is annotated as neurexophilin 1. The record is from RefSeq and is a predicted model, not a curated record. Gene Ontology annotation, molecular function: signaling receptor binding. Lineage: Eukaryota; Metazoa; Chordata; Lepidosauria; Squamata; Rhineuridae. The transcript is spliced from 2 exons. Bases 1 to 816 code for a protein of 271 amino acids.